Molecule: messenger RNA, 6703 nt
Organism: Phacochoerus africanus (Common warthog)
Lineage: Eukaryota; Metazoa; Chordata; Mammalia; Artiodactyla; Suidae
Gene: USP54
Product: ubiquitin specific peptidase 54
Exons: 24
Coding region: 857-5956 (1699 amino acids)
Biological process (GO): protein deubiquitination
Molecular function (GO): cysteine-type deubiquitinase activity
Source: RefSeq, a predicted model, not a curated record
CUGCUGGCUGGAGGAGGGGCAGCUUCCUGAGGAUCAGGUGCACAUCUGAAGGGAUGAGCUCAUCCUUCUAACCAGACCUGCUGUAGAUGCUGAGUGAAUGUUUUCCUAAUUGCAAGUCCUGCAGCUGGGAGAAGCAGGAAAUGUUGAAGCUUCAGGCACUUUCUCUCUGGCACAGCUGGGUAGUCUAGUCACAGAGGAAAAGAGAAGAGACUUUCUGAAGUUCUGGAUGGAAUAAUAGAAGAUGUUCGGGUGUAUAUUUAAAAACAGCAGCAGAGCAACAACAACAGGAACUCCGUAUAUUUUUCACAAGCUUCUUUGCUUUGUGGAAUCUAUGUCAGUUACUUUGAACGUGGAUUUUUAUUUCAGAGGAUGAUGGGACAAGGCAAUAGAAGGAAGGAAGGUUGUGGUGGAUUCUUGCUUUCUGUCUGCCUCUCCUUUGAGUUGGAAAAAUCUUCAGUCUACAAGAAGCAUUAUAAACAAGCCUAAAGGACAUAUCCUGCCCUGAUCCUGCAUUCUAUUGGAGUUGAAGAUUACAGCCACUUCACAAGAAUUUUAUGAAGGCAGUUCAAGAAAAAUAGAAGGAAGCAGCAACACUUAAAGAUUUCUCUUGUACCAUGUUAAAUUUUGGGCAUUGCUUGAAUCAAGCAGAGGACAGCUCUGUCAUGUGGAUCUAAGGAUACCUGAGUUCCUUGACCUACAUGUAUGAUAUUUUUGAAAGGUUGUAAAUUUAAAGUCUUUCAACAUAAAUUUGUUCAAUUCUGGAUUCUCUUUAUAUUAAAGACUUCAGCAGACAAGAAACGCCCUCCCUAAAAGAUACAAAACCUUCUCUGUGUUUUCAGGUUAAAUGUGAACAAUAAUGUCUUGGAAGAGAAAUUAUUUUUCAGGGAGCCGUGGCAGUGUCCAAGGGAUGUUUGCUCCUCGAAGCUCAACCUCCAUAGCCCCCAGCAAAGGCCUCAGCAAUGAGCCAGGACAAAAUAGCUGCUUUCUCAACAGUGCCUUGCAGGUUUUAUGGCACUUGGACAUCUUCCGACGUAGCUUUAGGCAGCUUACAACUCACAAAUGCAUGGGAGAUUCCUGCAUCUUUUGUGCUCUCAAGGGAAUCUUUAACCAGUUUCAGUGUAGUAGUGAAAAAGUGCUUCCAUCUGACACUCUCCGCAGUGCUCUGGCAAAGACUUUUCAGGAUGAACAGCGUUUCCAGCUGGGAAUUAUGGAUGAUGCUGCGGAGUGCUUUGAAAACCUCCUGAUGAGAAUUCACUUCCACAUUGCUGAUGAAACCAAAGAGGAUAUAUGUACUGCCCAACACUGCAUCUCCCACCAGAAAUUUGCAAUGACAUUGUUUGAGCAGUGUGUAUGUACUAGCUGUGGCGCCACUUCUGAUCCGCUGCCUUUCAUCCAGAUGGUGCAUUAUAUCUCCACCACUUCCCUUUGCAAUCAGGCUAUUUGUAUGCUGGAAAGACGAGAAAAACCCUCACCAAGCAUGUUUGGUGAGCUGCUGCAGAAUGCCAGCACCAUGGGGGAUCUGCGGAACUGUCCGAGCAACUGUGGAGAGAGGAUUCGGAUUCGCCGUGUGUUGAUGAACGCUCCACAGAUUAUCACAAUAGGACUGGUAUGGGACUCAGACCACUCAGACUUGGCAGAGGAUGUCAUUCACAGCCUGGGCACCUGCCUUAAGCUGGGUGAUCUGUUUUUCAGAGUGACAGAUGACCGGGCCAAGCAGUCUGAACUGUACUUAGUCGGAAUGAUCUGUUACUAUGGCAAACAUUAUUCUACAUUCUUUUUCCAAACAAAGAUCCGCAAAUGGAUGUAUUUUGAUGAUGCUCACGUCAAGGAGAUUGGGCCCAAAUGGAAGGAUGUGGUGACCAAAUGCAUUAAGGGGCAUUAUCAGCCUUUGCUGCUGCUUUAUGCAGACCCCCAGGGUACCCCAGUGUCUACCCAGGACCUGCCCCCCCAAGUUGAGUUCCAGUCAUACAGCAGGACGUGCUACGAUAGUGAAGAUUCAGGGAGGGAGCCCUCGAUCUCAAGUGAUACUCGAACAGAUUCCUCAACGGAGAGCUAUCCCUACAAACACUCCCACCAUGAGUCUGUGAUCAGUCACUUCUCUUCUGAUUCUCAGGGGACAGUCAUCUAUAAUGUGGAGAAUGAUUCCACGUCUCAGAGCAGUCGGGACACAGGCCACCUGACUGAUAGUGAAUGUAAUCAGAAACUCCCAUCCAAGAAAGGGUCACUGAUAGAGCGCAAGAGAAGCUCUGGCCGGGUCAGGAGGAAAGGUGAUGAGCCACAGGCCUCAGGCUACCACAGUGAAGGAGAAACACUGAAAGAGAAACAGGCUCCCAGGAAUGCCUCCAAGUCAUCCAGCGGCACCAACAGACUAAGGGAUUUUAAAGAAACAGUCAGUAAUAUGAUCCAUAACAGACCAUCCCUGACUUCUCAGACCAACCUAGGAACUCCCUGUGGAGGGAGGGGAGGAGACCAGACUGACAAAAAACCUCCUCGGAAUCUGCCUUUACACUCUCUUGACUGGGAAGUGGAGAGUACCAGCAGUGAGUCAAAAUCCAGUUCUUCAAGCAAGUAUCGUCCAACAUGGAGACCCAAACGGGAGUCUCUGAAUAUUGACAGUAUCUUUAGUAAGGACAAAAGGAAGCACUGUGGCUAUACCCAGCUUAGCCCCUUUUCAGAGGAUUCAGCUAAAGAAUUUGCUCCGGACGAACUAAGCAAACCACCUGCUUAUGACAUUAAAACUGGUGGACCAAGCUCCCAGUACAAGAUCUGGGGCCCAGCACGGCCAGGCUGUCACCUUUUAGAGCAGCAUCCUCGCCUAAUCCAGCGAAUGGAAUCUGGCUAUGAGAGCAGUGAGAGGAACAGCAGCAGCCCUGUCAGUCUGGAUGCAGCCUUGCCUGAGAGCUCCAAUGUCUGCAGGGAUCCAAAUGCUAAGAGAUCAGCUGGGUUGGUACCUUCCUGGCGUCACAUCCCAAAGUCUCACAGUAGCAGCAUCCUAGAGGCAGACUCCAUUGCAUCCAGGAGUGGCUGGACAAAGAAUCAGCCCCCAUCAGGUGGGGAGAUGCCUUCCAAAAGUGAACUGGAUGAAUUGCAAGAAGAGGUGGCCAGAAGGGCGCAGGAACAGGAACUUCGAAGGAAACGGGAAAAGGAAUUAGAGGCAGCUAAAGGGUUUAACCCUCAUCCCAGCCGCUUCAUGGACUUAGAUGAACUUCAGAAUCAGGUGCUGGCCCUUUCAGGGAGGAAUGACGGCUUUGAGAGGUCCCUGCAAGAGGCAAAUUCAGUGUUUGAAGAGUCACUGCACCUGGAACAGAAGGGAGACUGUGCUGCGGCUUUGGCUCUCUGUAACGAAGCUAUCUCUAAACUAAGACUUGCCCUGCAUGGUGCCAGCUCUAGCACGCACAGCAGAGCCCUAGUCGAUAAGAAGUUGCAAAUCAGUAUUCGAAAAGCACGGAGCCUGCAGGAUCGCAUGCAGCAGCAGCAAUCAUCUCAGCCGCCGUCGCAGCCCUCAGCCUGCCUCCCCUCACAGGGGGGGGCCCUCCCUCAGCCAACAAGUGAACAGCCUAUCCCGCUCCAAGUAUUGUUAAGUCAGGAGGCCCAACUGGAACCCUACACGAACACAGAGUUUGGGGCCAGUUCUUUCACCUUCUCACCUGCUUCCUGCCAUGAGUCACACUUGCCACUAUUCCCAGAGUCAUCUUCUCUGUCUGCUCCACAGCACAUUUCCCCCAGUGGGUCUGCCUCAAACCUUCUUACUUCAGUUGAGGUGGACAGCAUUGAACCCUCUGUGUUCCACAGGCAGAACUUACCUAACACACCGGGGAGAACUGAGAAGAAUUCUCAACAUGGUUGGGAACCAGAGGGUGAGCUGCAAAGCUGCAGUGGUGACAAUAGCAGCUGCACCAGGUAUCCCCCACAAGAAGGAAGAGGUGUUGAUCCAGAACAGCUAUUCCAAGAACAAAGGGAUGCUGCGGACUCAUCCCAGGUGAUGCCUUGGUUACACCCAAGUGGAGCAACCACCUCUGAGAGAGGAAAUGCACACAGCCUAGGCUGCAGUCCUUCAAGUUCAUCAGCUCAGCCCAGCCUUUCUCUGUACAGGGCCUGCCACCCCAUAACGUCUGCUGCUUCCUCGUCUAUGCUUCACUCUCCCAAUACUGUACAAAAAACUAACCAAUGCCUCCAAACCCAAAGCCUCAAAACUUCAUUGAUUUCAGAAGUGGACAGAGGCAACGAGGAUCCCUAUAGGCCAGAGUGUCCCACCACAAAGGGGCUUGUCCGCUCUCUCGCAGAGCAGUUCCAGAGGAUGCAAGGCAGCUCCACAAGGGAUGGUACAGGUUCUCAGGACAGAAAUUUGGCAGAUAGUCUAAGGAAGGACUCUUCGCCUUCUGACUCUAAGCCUUCUUUCCCACAGGGUCAAGGGAAAGGCCACUGGCCUUGGGCAAAACAACAACCCUCUGUGGAUGCUAGGAACAGACUGCCUUCCUGGGAAGAGUCUAAUGAUCAUCUGUCUCUUGCCAUGAACUCUGGGGUGCCUAAGGGUAAAACUUCUAGGGGAGAACAGCCCAGGUUGGCAGAGCCAGGUAUUUACCAUGGGAAACCGUCUCAAGUGAGAGAUGCUAGGCCUAAGGAGCUGGGCAGCACUGACGACUUGGGGACUUCCUUGCCUUUGGAUUCCUGGGUGAAUGUCACAAGGCUCUGUGAUUCUCAGCCUAAACAUGGGGUCCCUGGGCCAGGAAUGAAGUUCUCCUCCCAUGAUUCUCAUACCUGUGUAACCUAUCCAGAAAGAAACCACAUCCUUUUGCAUCCCCAUUGGAACCAAGACACAGAGCAGGAGACCUCAGAAUUGGAGUCACUCUACCAGGCCAGUCUUCAGGUUUCUCAACCUGGCUAUCCUGGAUGGGGGCAGCAGGAUGUGGCCUGGCACCCACUGAGCCAAACUGGAGCAGAAUUAUUGGGCUCUACAGAUGGUGUGGGAAGGAGGUUGCAUUCAGCCCCUGGCCUUGGUCUCUCGAAGACCCCAACAGCCGAAAUGGAGCACAGUCUCCAUGAAGCCAGCACAGUGUCUGCCUCUCAGGCUGCACCUUGCCGAGGCCCCAGCAGGGAGUGUGGGGAGGAUGAUCAGUAUGGUGCAGAGAACUUUCGCCGCAUCUCGCGCAGUCUCAGCAGCACCGUUGUCUCAGAGAGGGUGGAGGUCCCAGUCUCCUCCCACAGUUUUGAUUCAUCAAACUCGAGGAAAAAGCCUUUGGAAACCGGGCACCGUUGCUCCAGCUCCUCUUCCCUCCCUGUCAUCCAUGACCCUCCUGUCUUUCUCCUUCGUCCCCAACUCUACCCACCCCAACCACAGUUCCUGUCCCCAGAUGUCUUGAUGCCCAGUGUGGCAGGGGAGCCCCACAGACCCCCAGGAACUUCGAGGAGUGUCCAGCAGCUUCUGGCUAUGUGUGACAGGAGUGAAACUUCAGAAGGGGUCAAGUACACAGGAAGGACUUUGAACUAUCGGAGUCUCCCCCAUCAUUCCAGAACAGCUGCCUCCUGUGGAUCAUGGUCCGAGACCAACCAGCAUACUGGGGCCAGAUUCCUGACUACUCCAGGGUGCAAGCCUCAAUUAACCCACACUGCCACACUACCAGAAAGACACCAGGACCUUCAGGUUCCUCAUGCUCAAUCCUGGGGAUAUCUUUUCCAUUCACCCUCCCACUUUCCUAUUGUUGACCCUGUGUCCCCAGCAUCAAGCAGUCUUCAUGUACCCCUGAGGUCAGCUUGGAAUUCAGGUCCUGUUUCAGGAUUUCGAGCCCCUGGUCCUCGAAGAGUAGAUAUGCCCCCAGAUGAUGACUGGAGGCAAAACAGUUAUGCUCUGCAAUCUGGGCACAGGAGGACGGGGAGAGAGGAGUUUCUGUUUGUUGUAGCAGAUUCUGCUGGAAGAGAGCAGAUCAGGGCUAGAGCUCUGCAGCACAGCAGGUGGUAAGGGUCAUCCCUGUACUCUUCUGGAGCCACUGCUUUCUCUGGGCUGUGGUAGAGUUGGUACGCUGCAUCCCUGACAGGGCUGUGCUAGUCUCAUCUCAGUAGAGUUGGCAGUUUCUCCUGGGGGAGCCAGGAACCCCUAAAGGACCUGGCUUUUUGAAAAAUAUUUGAAAUUCCAAUUUCCAUUCACCUAGCAAAAGGAAGCAGCUGCUGUUUAGGGCUUUAUUUGACCCACUUUAAAGAUGAAUCCAUAUUACUCUGGAAACUAGCUAUUGCUUAGGAUCUUAGGGUCACCAUUUUAGUUCUGGAUAUCUAUGCCUCCACCUGCACCUAAGCCCUCAUCCUCUGUUCCUUACUAUAUUACCAACAUCUGUUUUGUGUUUUAUCCGCCCAUCCCUGUUACCUGAUCUUGUGAUUUCCUCACCACCUCAUCCUUGGAGGAACAUGUAGCUAUGUGGUCUUAGUCCUGACCACAUCAUUCAGGCUAGCCCAACUGCCCAGACUACCAGCCUUCCCUCUGCUCCCAAACCUUAGGCCUAGAAUGCAGAGCUGCCAACACAGCAUUUGCUCUUCUGAACAGAUGGAGUCAGGCACACUAACAUACCCUCCUGUUGUCUGCAGCAGAGCCAUUACUGCCACUUGCUCAGUCGCCAUUGUAAACCCUCAGAGUCAGCUGAACUAUUUUAGGGUCAAACAUACUGUUUUUGUAAAGUAUUUUUCAUUAAUAAAUCUAUGAGAUAGUUCUAUUUAA